This is a messenger RNA of Hypomesus transpacificus, 795 nucleotides long. Its product is annotated as ras-related protein Rab-11B-like. The record is from RefSeq and is a predicted model, not a curated record. The coding region runs from base 128 to 784 and encodes 218 amino acids. Gene Ontology annotation, biological process: constitutive secretory pathway; regulated exocytosis. The transcript is spliced from 5 exons. Gene Ontology annotation, molecular function: GTP binding; GTPase activity. Gene Ontology annotation, cellular component: recycling endosome. NCBI's taxonomy places the organism in Eukaryota, Metazoa, Chordata, Actinopteri, Osmeriformes, Osmeridae.
CCUGCGGUCGCCGUGACAGCCAACGCAUUGUCUCACGGGGACCAGGACAUCAACAACGUAUACCAUUUGCUUGCUGGCUACGGCAGGAAUAUUAACAACAACUGUUUGACAAAAAUAUUUGAAAACCAUGGGCAACAGAGAUGAUGAAUACGAUUUCUUGUUCAAAGUGGUGCUGAUCGGAGACUCUGGCGUGGGGAAGAGUAACCUGCUGUCUCGUUUCACACGGAACGAGUUCAACCUGGAGAGCAAGAGCACCAUCGGGGUGGAGUUUGCCACGCGCAGCAUCCAGGUGGACGGCAAGACCAUCAAGGCCCAGAUCUGGGACACGGCCGGCCAGGAGCGCUACAGAGCCAUCACCUCCGCGUACUACCGAGGGGCUGUAGGGGCUCUGCUGGUGUAUGACAUCGCCAAGCAUCUGACCUAUGAGAACGUGGAGCGCUGGCUGAAGGAGCUGCGGGAUCACGCUGACAACAACAUCGUCAUCAUGCUGGUGGGCAACAAGAGUGACCUGCGUCACCUCAGGGCCGUGCCCACGGACGAGGCUCGCGCCUUCGCAGAGAAGAACACUCUGUCGUUCAUUGAAACUUCGGCCCUGGACUCCACCAAUGUAGAAGAGGCUUUCAAGAACAUUCUAACAGAAAUCUACCGGAUCGUAUCACAGAAGCAGAUAGCUGACAGAUCUGCACAUGACGAAUCACCAGGCAACAAUGUAGUGGACAUCAGUGUUCCCCCGACCACGGAUGGGCAGAAAGGCAACAAGCUGCAGUGCUGCCAAAACCUGUGACACUCACCAUU